ACCAGUUGUUUACUUUCCUACAAACUUCAUCCAGUUUGACAGUACGCAGACGCAAAAAGACGCGCUACAAAAGGGGAGAAAUUCAAAUUUGCCUCCAUUUAAUGAAAAAAAGCACCUAAACAGUAAUUUCGAUACGAUCAGUGGAUCCUUACCAAGUAAGUAUUCAUGGAGGCAUCGGCUGCACCAUCGCCUAGUCCCCCACCAAAUGAAGCUGAAGUAGUGGAUGAAAUGGAUAUGCAAGCAGUAUUAAUGCCCCAAAAUGCCGUUACUUUUCAGUUGAAUGUCCGUGAUGUUCCAUAUCAUGUCCCAGUACAACUAAGAGUAGUUUUUGACCAUACAGACGAAAACGCAAAUAUCGACACAGACGAUGUAAUGGAUUUUUAUUUAAUUGCACGAAACCAAAUAAUGAUCUUUAAUGAAGAACCUGGUGUAGAUCCCCCAGACCUUGUGCCCCCACCUGAAAUAAUAUUAGGUUAUCCUCUAACACCAGAGUCCAGUCCUCCCCCGAGCCCUCCACCUCCAAACCCACCAGGUAUGGAGUCUCCCUCCUCUCCUCAUACACCAGAACCAUUUUCGCUUAAUGAAAUUUAAUUAAUUUUGUGGACCUAGUAAGUAGUUUUACUCAAUUUUAAUUUAAAAAAUUAUUGAUUGGGCAGACCUUUAGGUCCCACAAGGAUGAUCCUAAAUGUUAUAUAUUGUUUGAACUUUAAGUUGAUCUUCUUUUUAUUGAUUUAUGAAUGUUAAUCAUAUAUUAUCUUAAUAAGCUUCUUUUAGUCAUCAUGGUAAUUUGUUAAAGUUGUAAAAAUAAAUGCCAUUUUGAAUGU
This is a messenger RNA of Anthonomus grandis grandis, 824 nucleotides long. RefSeq lists its product as uncharacterized. NCBI's taxonomy places the organism in Eukaryota, Metazoa, Arthropoda, Insecta, Coleoptera, Curculionidae. The transcript has 3 exons. The coding region runs from base 166 to 591 and encodes 141 amino acids. The record is from RefSeq and is a predicted model, not a curated record.